AUGAGGAUUCUGGCAGUACUGUGGACGGUAUGUCUAGUGAGACUAUGCAGUGCAGGUUGCUUUGGUUGUUUUGGAAAAGGUAAAACGAAUGACAGAGUUACUGUUCAAGCAGUACAAGGAGGUUCCAGGGAAGCAUCUAGAGAUAAUCUUAGGAGUCCACCUCAAAAACCUGUAGAGUUUCCUACUGGACCUCAAACUCAAGCCCGUUCUGCUAGUAUAUCUAGUCAAUCUACUAGUAGUGAAGUUGGUGAUGUUGAUACCGAAUCUGCUCAUACUUCUAACUCAAUUGGCCAAGGUACUAAUACCACUCAAGUUAAAGGUACUAAUUCUGAAGUUGAUGAAGAACAACACUCUUAUGGUGCUAGUCAAUCUAGUGGAAAUAGUUCUAGAUCUCCUCAAAAUCCUCGACCUCAAACUGAAACUGCUCUAGCUUCUACUCCACCUCUCGCAAAUACUACUUCCUCUAUUACUUCCCAAGCAGGCGCUCCUAAACCUACUACUCCCAUUACCCUUGAUCUUGCAAAGCCAGAUGAGACAAAUGUACGUGUAGGUAACCAAUCUCGUGAUGAUGGAAUAAAGACAAAGAGAUUUACUCCCAAAGAUGCCUUCCAUAUAUCCUCUGUUGUGGAUGGUGGAUCUUCUGUUUGGAAGGCUGAGAAAAAUGAAAGGUGCAAAUUUGUAGAAUCACAUGCAAAAGGAGACUCUUCUCUAAUUUCCAUAGGCAUAAGCAAAGGUGAUUACUUAGACUUUAAGUACUUUGAAAAGACUGCUGAUGGGAAGUGGAAUAACAUCACACAAGGAGACUUUUUAAGGAAGCUUGCUGGAAUGAGAAAGUCUGGAUCAUCUCCCAAUCCUUCUUCUUCACAUCCUUCUCCUACUACUACUCCAUCUCAGUAG
This is a messenger RNA of Theileria equi strain WA, 897 nucleotides long. RefSeq names its product signal peptide containing protein. NCBI's taxonomy places the organism in Eukaryota, Apicomplexa, Aconoidasida, Piroplasmida, Theileriidae. The record is from RefSeq and is a predicted model, not a curated record. The transcript has a single exon. Bases 1 to 897 code for a protein of 298 amino acids.